Molecule: messenger RNA, 4880 nt
Organism: Platichthys flesus (European flounder)
Lineage: Eukaryota; Metazoa; Chordata; Actinopteri; Pleuronectiformes; Pleuronectidae
Gene: cracd
Product: capping protein inhibiting regulator of actin dynamics
Exons: 9
Coding region: 452-3664 (1070 amino acids)
Biological process (GO): negative regulation of barbed-end actin filament capping; maintenance of gastrointestinal epithelium
Source: RefSeq, a predicted model, not a curated record
CGCAGCCACACCCUCCUCACAAGCGUGCAGUUGUGCGGGGCUGUGACGGUCGGUGCGUGCGUGCGUCUCCCUCCCCUUCUUCGUCGUCGGGCACCCGCAGCAUCAGCAACACAAAAGGGUGGAAGAAGGAGCAGAAGGAGCCGAGCUGCCCUCAGUGCGGGAGGGGAUAGAGCAGGACGAACAAUAAGAGAGACGACGACAGGGCAAAUUCCAGCCCUUCAGACGACUGUUUGGGAAGAAGAAGAAGGAGCGGAAGGCGAAAGGGGGCUUUGAUGGAGCAGAGCUGAAGGCGAGUGUUUCUACUGGGGAAGUGUCCAAUGGACUCGUAUCUGAUGAUGAGGAGUCCAAUCAAAAUCUGAGGGGGUUGAAUCCCAUCGGCUCUCGAGCUCUCUCCCACGACAGCAUCUUCAUCCCAGAGGAGCCGGCGACAGAGCCUGGUCUGGAUCACAGCAUGUCCCAGGAAAACGUAUCGGAUAAGGUUCGGAAUCUGCAGAGGCAGAUAGCACAAGGUAUAAAGUUUGGCCAGAGGCCUUCUUCCAUGAGAAGGAGUGAGGGAGAUGAGGGAAGUUCAGACGAGGAAGAGAUUCCCCGGAGCCCUCUGAAGGUGUCGGCCCAGGUGGAGGCCGAGCCACCAAAAACAGAACCAAAGCAGCAGGUGCAAGGUGCUCAGGCACACACCAGCCCAGUGAAGUCCCCGAGAUCCAAACGAGUUCUUCCACCCUGUGGUACGAUUGAGUCCAUCAAUCUGGACGCCGUGCCGCAGUCUGCUCCUCGCUUAGACAACACAGCUGCCAAGCAUAAGCUGUCCGUCAAACCAAAAAACCAGAGAAUCUCUCGCAAGCAUCGACGCGUCACACAGGAACUCCAAGACAUUUCCAUCCCUCGUGUUCUUCAAGAGGACCUGGAGGCAGCAGGAGGGUCUAGUGAUGACCAGCGCAGGGCUUCUGUCGAGUCCCUAGAUGGCUUCAAGAAACAGAGACUCCAUGAGGAGGAAAGACAGGAGACAAGGAGGAAUAGAGAGCUGGAGGAGCAGAGGCUCAGACAGGAGGAAGACGGGAGGAGGAAGAGGGCGGAGGAGAUGAGGCUGCGUGAACUAGAGGAGGAAAACCAGAGGUGUCGUGAGCAGCAGGAGGAGGAAGAGAGAAGGCAGAGAGAGGAGGCAGAGAGGAAGCUGAGGGAGGAGGAGGAGGAGAGGAAGAUUAGAGAAGAGGAAGAAACUAGGCGGCGAGAGGAGGAGGAGAAGAUCCAUAGGGAGGAACAGGAAAGGAGAAUGCGAGAAGAGGAGGAGCGUCGACAGAGGGAGGAGGAGGAGGGGAGGAAGCGACUGGUUGAGCAGAGGAGGAAAGAAGAGGAGGAAAGGAGGAGACGUGAGGAGAAAGAAGAGGCUGAGAGAAGGAGGAAGCUGAGAGAGGAAGAGGAGAAAAGAAAAAAGGAGGAGGCUGAGAAGCUAAGGUCGCAAGAGAUGGAGGAAAGGAAAAAAGUGGAGGCAGAGGAGAUGAUGAGAAGGGAGGAGGAGCAGAGGAGGAUGUUUGAGGAUGCUGAUGGAAGUCCAGAUUCACAGGAGAGGAAGAGGAGGGCCGAGGAGCUGCGAUGGAGGGAGAUGGAGGAGAGACAGAGGCCUUUCUCUUUCAAGGUUUCUUCUGGAGAAAAGCAGAUUUUGUUCCAGAAGGUCAAUCUCACGCCUGUUACGCCGGCCUCAGGCUACCAGAGUGGUGCUGUGGCUGAACAGAGAGAUGGAGCUAAGGCCUUUUCCUCUGAGGGACCAGAAUCCCCCAACCUGCCAGCAUCUCCAUAUGUCCCCCACACAGCCAUCUUAGUGACGGGCGCCCAGCUCUGUGGGACGGCCGUCAAUUUAGACCAGAUUAAAGACACCGCCUGUAAGUCUCUGCUUGGUCUGGGGGAGGAUAGAAAGGCCCAGGGUACACCGCCAACCAAGAGUAAAACGUCUCCGGACCGCAAGUCUGGCAAAACCAAAUCACUCACAGAGUCUGCACUCUCUACAGACAAGUCCAGUGCAGCCGUCCUGGCAGAGUGGGCGAGUAUCCGAUCCAAGAUAUUCAAGGGAGUGGAAGAUGGCAAGUAUGACGACUACCCAGACGUGAACAAAAACCAGCCUCAGCCCUGCAGCGAGGACCAGCUCUCCCACACCAACCUCAGGAAGACCAUGUCUGCCAGCGCCAAGUUCUCCAUCACCCCCGCGAAGAAGAAGUUUGGCGAUUCAAACAGGAACUCUGAGGUGUUCAGUUCUGACGCAAAGGAAGCGGAAGAGGAAGCUACUUUGUCUGACAGCCCCACCGCUGAAGUCUCUGCAGCUCCAACCAGCAAACCUCAGAGCAAGACGAGUAAAACGGUCCGCAUCGCGGAAAGAGGGUCAGAGGAAUGUAUGUUUGCCAAAGACCUCCCCUCUUUCCUGGUUCCCAGCCCUGGAGCCAAGUCUGACGGGGCAGAGCUGAGGAGCAGGGCCCAGAGUGAGAUAGUGGCGUCAGAAAGUAGAGAGGAGGGAGAGGAGCAGGGCCAGGGCAGUGAGGUCUCACCUUUUGGAAUAAAGCUGAGGAGGACUAACUUUUCCCUGCGUUUUCACAGCGAACAGUCCACUGAGAAAAGGAAGAAACGCUACAGUGCUGGGGACUGCUUUGACGGCGUCCCUUCACCUCUCACCCCCAUCGAGCCCGACCUUGAUGCAUCCUCUGUCUUCUCAAGUCCUGCGUCUCCCCAGCAAGAAGGUGCGGUCUGCAAGUUCUUACAAGCGUGUGCCUCCCCCGUCGGCCCUCGGGCUAAACAGGGAAAGUCUACCAGCCCGACCGCACACAGCGAAAGUGAGACAGUGCUUUCAAAACCACCGAUCUACCGAAGACCAACCACGUCACCCAGAGCUACCGGAUCAGUCCCGACUCCUCCCCCAUCGCCGCUGCCUAAAGUGGUCCACGCGCCUCCCAGCGAUGCCCUGAUCCAGAGGACAGGAGCCAGGGAUUCAUACAGCCAGGAGCCAACAAGCAGGAGCGAGGAACCUUCAGCGGUGGCCCACUUGCACCGGAGCAGUCAUGGCCAGGUCCAAGUGGAGGAGGAGGUGAAGGAAAAGAGAUCCUUCUUCCCCUCUAUCAACAUCCCCUGGAGAGACAAGGCGGACAGAAAGACAGAGCUCAUCAGAAAAGAAAAACCGUCCCUGCAGAGCAGACACUCACUGGACAGUGCCAGGGUGCAGGAGAAGGAGGCCGGACCCAUGUGGAUCACUCUGGCUCUGCAGAAGCAGAAGGGUUUCAGGGAGCAGCAGCAGAACCGAGACGAGCAUCGGUGCCAAAGAGAGACCAAGCUGGCUCUGAAACAAGCUCGAGAUAGAGACAGUGUUACUCUGCUGAGUCCCACGGAGAGCAAAGGCAGUGGGAGGUAUAGUCCUUCUAAACCUCAGACACCAGAGGAGCCCAAGAGACCCGACAGCCUCUUCUGUCGUUUAGACCGCAAAGAACAACUGAAAAAGGCCAACACUUUACCCAGCUCUGUCACUGUUGAAAUCGCUGACUCUACACCGUCGCCACCUGCAGUCAAGGAGGUGUCAAAGCGCUUCCCCUCCAGUGACUCUCCGCAGGUGUCCACGGAGCCGGCCUGGCUGGCCCUGGCCAAGCGGAAGGCCAAAGCCUGGAGCGACUGUCCUCAGAUCAUCAAAUAACAUCCUGCUCCAGCUUAACACUCACUCACACACACACUCACAGUCUGCACACUGCCCAGAGUCAGCGUCACCCCUCCCUUCCCAAAACCUCCAGAUCCCACCAAUCACCAUGACAUAGCCCUCCAUCAGCUCAUAACCACACACACUGGCUGGUACUAUUAUCACGCUAAAGUGCGCUUCACAUUCAAAUAACCCAGUACAACUGCACAGAUAUAUUUAAACAACUGCUGCGAGCAUGCACAUCCUGUAUACAAAUACACAAUGUGUCACCAUGGUUGUGAAGAAAUCACUCGUGUGUGAAGCUCUCACAUGUGACAGUGUUCCGUCAGCAGAGGGUAACUGUCUGAAGUGUGUUUUAAGGGCUACCAGUAACAAUACUACUCAACAUGAGCCUGCUGAAUCUGCUUGUGGACAACGACUGAAGGAAUCGUUGCAGACUCUUAAUAUUUACGUGAUGCAGCAGAUUUGUGUUUGUGUUGAAACAAAAGCUGCAUCUCUGCUCUGAGCCUGUUUGUCAUGAACAAAAGAAGAAGACUUUUAUUUCUUUCUUUUUUUUUACUCAUACUGGAAAAACUUAGCGUAACAACUCUCACUGUGUCCGUGAUAACUGUGAUAGCUGUCAAUCAAGCUAUUGUACAAUUUUGCCAUUAUAAAGGAACAGGAUCAUAAUCACACGGUGGGUGCACCUAAACACAGCACUGAAGACCACAAGUGUUACUGGGCAUUUUACAGUGAGCCGCACACUUUCCUUGUGGCCGCGUCAUGACGUAAAACUGGAUUUGUUUGCUUUGCUAAGCGGAGAUAGACACAACGCCUGCCUGCUGUAACAUACGAUUCUUGUAGCCGUCCUCCUGUAACACACCGUUUGUAGGCUUACGCCAUCACUUCCUCGUAAAUGUGAUAUGAACUUCUUACAUGACGUAAAAGAAAAAAAGGAAACCCUCCAGCAUUCUCAUUUCCUGCCACUCACUUAAUGAUCUGUAUAUGUAUGUAAGUAUGUACUGUAUGUUAAAUCAAAAGCUUCAGUCAGAGGGGAGAGGCCCCUGCGCCUGAGUCCCUUUGUCAUUUGGUUUCUAACUAUGGUCGUGCACAAUAGUGUAGUGUACGCAGUGUUAUACGUAACAAAAAAAAUGUUUGGUAUUAUUUGCACUUUUUUGUCCCACUUAGAGGUAUUCAUGAGAAAAUUCUUAAAGAGAAACAACAUGUUAUGAAUAAU